UAUCAUCGAAGUGCGAAGGAGUAAACCUGCGAUUCGACAUUAACUCAGAUCAACAUUGUAUUUCGUAUCCGUUUCAGCUCCCAGCAAUUUCUCUCAAAUUUCCACGAACUAAUUCCUUCGGGAAGUCAAAUACCGUACUCAAGAACUAAUCAAAGCAUUCGAUCAAAUUGACGAUGGAUCAAACUGAUGUGCAAUUCAGCGAAUCAACGCCAUCCUAUUGGCCUCCAGAUGUCCAUAUUGAACAGCAGCAAAUGAAUGAACAUCAUCAGCCAGAUGGACAAUAUUCUCAAAUGGUAGAACUGAAAGCGGACAUCAGUUUACUGCAACAACAAAGUCGAAUGCAUCCCGCAGAAUCUCAGAGUAUUUCAGCUGACCAAGUACAGUCACAAGAGGAACAGCAACAAUUUCAAAAUCGAAACGAUCGCCCAACAUCCACCGAUAUUGAUCAGCCGAAACGAGACCAAAAGGAAAAGUGUUCGAGCGGCGAGAUUCAACCGGGAUCUCCUCUGGCAUCACUGCUAUCAUCUGCAUACGAGGCAGCUGAUGCGGCAUUACGUGAAAUUGAUAAUGAUUUGGUGAGCGAAAAUUUUGGAAUUAUGACAUCGCCUGACUCCCCAUUUGGCGGUGAGUGCAGAGAUAAAUUAAAUGGGCCUGGUCAUGGAGUUGAACGUUCAUGGGCAACUGAAGGACGUGAUGAAGAGCCAGCAUUGCCUGAGAAGAGAGCUGAACGAACAACUGAAAAUGAUCUCGUUGAGCGUGACGAAGUGCAACAGAUUAAUCAUUCACUUGAAGCUGUGCUAGGAACAGAUCAAGAGCUGGUGUUCGAAAAACAGCAUAUUCCAGGACCAUCUGAAGAGCAAUUUGAAGCGAAAAAUAAAAUGAUCGGCCGAAAAUUCCCAAUUCCAACGCAAAAUAUACUCGAGGAAAUCGUCUAUUUCCAAGAAUCCGUUCCUGAAGCCGAUACCCAUUCGGAUCACCGACAAGCUUCAACAUCUGAAGAUGUCACCGAACUUGAAGAACUGUCAUUUCGUCCCGUGGAAAAGUUAGAUGAAACAAGAAUACAACAGAAAUGCGUACAAAAGAAUCCUGUGAGUAUAUCGGAACCCAUUUUUGGAGCCAGUGCCUCCGAAAAUUACCAGCAAAUUAACGGGAACGAGAAAUCAAAUAGUGACAAGAAACUUGAAAACUCCGGAGCCGGUCUAGUCCAAGAAGAGAUUAAAAAUGGUGAAAUUACUGAAGCAAAAGAAACUGAUUUCGAAACCAAGGUGGAUGGAACAUCGUCGGUGAUCAAUGAAAACCGUUUGGCUGAAGUCGAGCAAAUCGUCAAAAUGCAAAAAACUCAACAAGCUAAAGCUGAUAUUGAGAGCAAUAUUGCAACUCUCCACAGUGAAGCUGUUGCCAGUUGUCUAUGUGAAUCAGCUGAAAACCACAAAGUGUGUGAAAAAAUUCCCAGCAGCGAUGAAUUGCAAGAUUCGGCCGUAACUGACGAGAAAUCCCCCCCGAAUAAGCCUGCAACAAAUGGGAAGGCAAUGGAAAUUUCAUCCAAUCCAAAAUAUACGAAUGGAUCAACAGGACUGAAUUCUGAUGAAAAGGCGACUCAGCAAGUUAGCAGCGUUAAACGGUCAAGAAUCUCAGCUUCCAAUAAAGUCACGAAUGGAAUGACUGCAAAAAAGGGUCCUAGCAAGGUUGAUGGAGCCAUGAAAAAGUUACAAGCUCCGGCUGUUCCACCAAAACCCAAAACAACGUUGAAAAAUCCAGGAAUGGAAGAUAAGCUGAUUUCAUUAAGUAAACGUACUACCACCAACAGCAAGAUUGUUAAUGUGGGACCCAAAAAAAGCGAGCCAGAGAAGAGAUUACCCCCUCAAAAAUCGUCCAUUUCCACAGCUACGCCCAAAAAGACCAGUAGCGGAGCAGAACCAUCGUUGAGAGCCCCGCCAGCUAGUCGCGGUAAUCCAGUCAGUACAGAUAGUUCUCCAACCAAGCAAAAACCAGAAGCAUCAUCUAAUCGACCGAGUAAUAAACCAUCCGCACCAAGCAAAUCUGUAAAGACCAUCAGCGCUACAGCGGGUAAGUCAGAAUUGCAAGUGGAGAACUACAAGCCCAAACCUUCGAAGGCAACCGCAAGAGAUAAUCCAAGUGAAUCGCAAGCCAGCUUCUCGCAAAAAUCAUUUGAACUCACAAACAAAACUGUUGUCGAGAAGCAUGAAGACAUUGCGUUCGCUACGGAUUCCAAGCUUGAAUCUGAUGAAACGACCGAACCAGUGGUUCGCCACCAGGUACAAGAGGUUGUCCGUGCUCGAGACCCAAUCGUCUGGAUAGAAACUUUGGUACCCAUAUUGGAAACUAUAUUUACUUACGCUGAUCACGGCAAAUUGGUAAACGGUUCUGGAGAAUUAUUAACUGUUGAUGAGGAAAGUGUACGGAACGAAAUGAACCAAGAAUGUAUGACUGAAAAAACUGAAAAUUUCAAGAGAGAUGAAGAAUCAAAUGGUCGAAUGUCGUCCGAUCAAACGCUCAUUGAGGCUACUGAAUGUAUUCAUCCGUCAGAAAUGAUACCAACAUCCUCUACGCCUUCAGAAAUUAUUGAACAGCCUGAACUGAUCAUUCCGCCAACUUCAGUCUCUGAUGCACCUGAAAAUGUGGUUCAUAACUCUGUCAACGACUUUCCAGAAGAACCAACGUCAAGUGUUCAGCUGAUUGAGAAAAACAUCGACAUGACUGAAACAGACACGAAAAAUUUUCCAGAUUUUGUCUCUCCAUUUGAAGCAGAACCUGAAAUUUUGUCAGAUGUCAGGUCACCAGUCGAUGAGUUGCCAGUAGAUCGGUCACAUCCGGCAGAACUUCCAUCAUGUCUUUCUGAACCUUCAACAAUACCAGAUAUCGGGACUAGUGAAUCAGAGAAGCCUGAUGAACCGAAAAAUCGAGUUAGUGAAUUACUGGAACCGGUGAUAACAAAAACAGAAAUGCUCGACCAUUCACCAGUUGAAACAGUUGCCGAUCUGAAUGUGGAUCAUUCAGUAGCUGACACUGUGCUCAAAGAAUUGCCAGUGCAAACACCUGAUCAAAUUGUGCAACCUGACGACCAUAAGAACGAUGCAAUCCAAGAAAUCGAUCCACAUUAUGAUGCAAAUGUAGGAGUAACUACUACGGCAGAUUACGCAGCUGGAAAGAUGCCUGAUGAAGCUUCAAAUGCUCACCAUGAGCCAACAACGGAAAAAAUUUCUUCAUCUGAAAGCAAUGGUCAACCCCGAUCAAAAUUACAAAGUAUCGUGAUAAGUUCCAUUGUGCCUCCAGAUCCAGACCAUGUGCAGCAGCAAACAGAGCAGCAGAAACGACGAGAAGAAGCUUGUGGAAAUGGACAAGCCGACGAAUCUCAGAAGCAGUCAUUAUCAGGCACCACAACACCUCAAAAGCCACGACAGCAUGGUCGUGGACAGUUUAGGGGUAUGGUCGUUGACAGCAUGACAUCCGAACAAGACGACUGGUACCAGUCGAGAGGUGGGGAGAGGCAGAAUGGUAACAGCAAGCAAAAACAGUACCAUUCGAACGAGGGCGGGGAUUACAGCAGUCAUGGUGGGACCCAAGGUCAGUCCCAACAGCAGCAACAUCAACGUAAAUCCAAACGAAGAUCUAAAAAAUCUGGCAAAUCUCAUAGAGGUGGAUAUCGGGCUGAGUGA
Molecule: messenger RNA, 3677 nt
Organism: Anisakis simplex (herring worm)
Lineage: Eukaryota; Metazoa; Nematoda; Chromadorea; Rhabditida; Anisakidae
Source: the annotation of a GenBank genome assembly